AGUUUUCUAAGAUUUUCACCAAAAUAAUGAAUAAUUAUUUAAUAAUAUUACUGUUAUUUUGUGUGAUAUAUCAAUCAAGUAUACCGUUAUGUUGGGCCCAGACAUACCGGUGCGAUGUCGAGGAAAAGGUGACAAAUAAGGCACUGAAAGAGAUCUUUCUAUUCGCGGCCGACAAACAAAAAUUUCCCACAAAUGGCGCCGAAAUGAAGGGCUAUUGCGACGCAAACAUUCAGAAUGAGAAAGUGAUUAAGACUUACGGCGACAAGUGUCUCAAACCUAACACCAAACGCAUAGUGAAUUUGCUGAUAUAUUCAAUCGUGAAAAAUGGUGCAAGUACGUGUAAGUCUAAACGCCGUAGUCUGGACUUUCAGCGAGCAGGCAAAUGCGGUAAUGCUGGUCAGCCUGGUAAUCGCAAGUGUUGGGACGAGUGGGUGAUUGCAUCGGGUGGUAUAGCCGUGAUUGAUGAUCAUAAAAUGAAAAUUCCACUUUCAUGC
Messenger RNA from Oppiella nova, 494 nucleotides. Lineage: Eukaryota; Metazoa; Arthropoda; Arachnida; Sarcoptiformes; Oppiidae. The record is from the annotation of a GenBank genome assembly.